Messenger RNA from Sitophilus oryzae (rice weevil), 1200 nucleotides. RefSeq names its product mitochondrial proton/calcium exchanger protein-like. The annotation marks the transcript as partial. Gene Ontology annotation, cellular component: mitochondrial inner membrane. The transcript has 4 exons. The record is from RefSeq and is a predicted model, not a curated record. Gene Ontology annotation, biological process: intracellular monoatomic cation homeostasis. NCBI's taxonomy places the organism in Eukaryota, Metazoa, Arthropoda, Insecta, Coleoptera, Curculionidae. Gene Ontology annotation, molecular function: calcium ion binding; ribosome binding.
AUGAUCCAAAAAGAGGGCGUCCAUUCCCUCACCCUAGGCGAGGUGCAACAAGCUUGCCGCGCCAGAGGCAUGAGAGCUUACGGCGUGUCCGAGGAACGGUUAAGAUCCCAGUUAAACCAGUGGCUCGACCUGAGUCUAAACGAAAAGGUACCUCCCUCGCUGCUGCUCCUGUCCAGGGCUCUCUUGCUGCCGGAAACCAUUCCCACCACGGAUAAACUCAAGGCGACGAUAUCGAGUCUACCGGAAACGAUUGUCAAACAGACCCAGGCGGCUAUUGGAGAGAAGGAGGGUAAAAUCGACAACAAGAUUAGGGCGGAGAUACUUAAGGAGGAGGAGAAGAAGAUCAAGGAAGAGAGAAAGGAACACAAAGAAGAGAAACGAAAAUUGGAAGAAAAAGACAAAGAAUUGUUGGUGGACAAAGCUCCUACCAUUUCCGCUAGUACGACUCCUAUAUUGGAAGAUACCGCUCUUAGGAUAUCUACUGAGAAAUUAGAAAAGAAGGAAAAACUGAAAGAGAAGGAAGAAACCAUCCAUACCAAAGAUAUCCAGAUCAUCGAACACGCCAUCGACACCGUCUCCAAAGAAAAGAAACUCAUCGUCGAAAAGGAAGAAAUCCAAGAGCUCAAAGCGGAAAUGGCCGACUACGAGGAAGACGUGGAGGACUUGGGUAAAGCCUUGGCUGACACUCCCAAACCGGACAUCCAAGAAACAAAGGCUGCCAAGAGACUGUACAAGAGCGUGAACAGGAUGAUCGGUAAGAUGGACAAGGUUUUGGUCGAGUUGGAGAAGAAGGAGGCUCAAUUGAAGAAAGAUCUGGAGGAAGAAGCUAGCGAUAAGAAGAAGGAGGAAUUGUUGAAGAUCGACGAUAUCAUAGCGGCUAUCAAUAAGAUUAAGGAUGUUCCUGAUCAGAGCCGUUUGGAGAAGAUAGUGAAGGUGCUGAGGAAGAUGGACGACGAUCAUGAUGGGUCGUUAAAGAUUGACGAUGUCAUUGAGAUUAUUGGUAAAGAAAACGUGAAACUGAGUAGUAAGCAAGUGGAUGAAUUGAUUGAGCUCAUCGACAAGGAGGAGAUCUUGGAAGUGGAGGACAAAAUCGAGAAGGCUCUGGCGAAGAACUUGGAAGCGAAAUUGAUAGAGAAUUUGAAGGAAAAAACGGCUGUUCAGGAAAAGCAGCAGGACGUAGAGGAUAGCGGUGAUAAAAAG